Thermothielavioides terrestris NRRL 8126 is the source of this 2963-nucleotide messenger RNA. RefSeq lists its product as uncharacterized. NCBI's taxonomy places the organism in Eukaryota, Fungi, Ascomycota, Sordariomycetes, Sordariales, Chaetomiaceae. The record is from RefSeq and is a predicted model, not a curated record. Gene Ontology annotation, cellular component: nucleus; MCM complex. Gene Ontology annotation, biological process: DNA replication; mitotic DNA replication initiation; double-strand break repair via break-induced replication. Gene Ontology annotation, molecular function: 3'-5' DNA helicase activity; ATP binding; single-stranded DNA binding. Bases 291 to 2801 code for a protein of 836 amino acids. The transcript has 3 exons.
CGAUUCGACGCCUGAUUCCCCUCCAGAACUCAAGAACCUUGGCUUGCAGUGUCUGUCUCUCCUGCAACGACCACCUUACCGUCGACUACUGUCCCACUUUCAUUUUUCCCAAGACCUGAUUUAUACCCUCUUUUAACGACGAAGAAUACGCCGCCGUCAUGAGUUCCCCGCUCCGUGAGCAUCCGUCCUCGGCAAACCGAGGCGUACCGCCCGGCAGAGCUGGUCGAAAGCGCGCGCGCACUAACGGUGACGACGCCGCUUCCUCGGCCGGCGCUCCCUCCAGCCCCAUCAUGCCCUCCUCCCCGCCCGCCUUCAACAUUGCCCACGGCGGCGACGAUGACGAUGAUAUCGAGGAAGAUGCGGAAAUCCAGGAUGACAUCGACGACCUCGACGAGAUGGCCGAGGACGAUGUCGACCUGUUCCGCGAGGGCUUCGAACGCGAUUACCGCGAGCGGCCCGACGAUGCUUACGAAGACAUUGGCAUUGACGACGAAGGGGACUACGACGCCAUGGACCUGGGCGAGAGGCGGCGUCUCGAGGCGCAACUGGCCCGCCGAGACCGCGAGGUCGCCCGGCGACAGCGCAUCCCCGCUGCCUUCCUUCCCGGCGAGGACGACGACCGCGACAUCGACCUGACGGCUCAGCCUCGCCGCCGUAGGCAUCGGUACGAUGAGGACCCCGACGAAGACAUGGAUGCCGACAUCAUGGACGAGGAGCUCUCGCUCGAGGCUCUGCACGAUGUCAAAGCUUCCAGUCUGACCGAGUGGGUGGCCCAGCCUGCCGUGCAGCGGACCAUCAAGAGGGAGUUCAAGGCCUUCCUCACCGAGUACACCGACGACAGCGGCUCUUCGGUGUACGGCAACCGCAUCCGCACCCUCGGCGAGGUCAAUGCCGAGUCCCUGGAGGUCUCGUACGAGCACCUCUCCACCUCAAAGGCUAUCCUGGCCUACUUCCUCGCCAACGCUCCUGCCGAGAUGCUCAAACUGUUCGACGAGGUAGCCAUGGAUGUGGUCCUGCUGCACUACCCAGACUACGAGCGCAUCCACUCGGAGAUCCAUGUUCGGAUAUUUGAUCUCCCCGUUCACUACACCCUUCGUCAGCUCCGCCAGUCGCACCUCAACUGCCUCGUGCGGGUCAGCGGUGUCGUGACCAGGAGAUCGGGCGUCUUUCCCCAGCUGAAGUACGUCAAGUUUGACUGCACCAAAUGCGGCAUCACGCUCGGCCCCUUCCAGCAGGAGUCCAACGUCGAGGUCAAGAUCUCGUACUGCCAGAGCUGCCAGUCCCGCGGCCCCUUCACGCUCAACUCGGAGAAGACCGUCUACAGGAACUACCAGAAGCUGACGCUUCAGGAGUCCCCUGGGACCGUCCCCGCUGGUCGCCUGCCCAGACACCGCGAGGUGAUUCUGCUCUGGGAUCUCAUCGACAAGGCCAAACCGGGGGAGGAGAUCGAAGUGACGGGCAUCUAUCGCAACAAUUACGACGCCCAGCUCAACAACCGCAAUGGCUUCCCGGUCUUCGCUACGAUCCUUGAGGCCAACAACAUCGUGAAAUCGCAUGACCAACUCGCUGGUUUCCGCAUGACUGAGGAAGAUGAGCACCAGAUUCGCCAGCUCUCCAAGGACCCGCACAUCGUCGACAAGAUCAUCAACUCGAUAGCUCCGAGCAUUUACGGCCACACCGACAUCAAGACAGCCAUCGCGCUCUCCCUCUUUGGGGGUGUAGCCAAGAAGACGAAAGGCGAGCAUCACGUCCGAGGAGAUAUCAACGUCCUCCUCCUCGGCGACCCGGGCACUGCCAAGUCGCAGUUCCUCAAGUACGUCGAGAAGACGGCCCACAGAGCUGUCUUCGCCACCGGCCAAGGCGCCAGCGCCGUCGGUCUCACGGCUAGCGUCCACAGGGACCCCCUGACGAGCGAAUGGACGCUCGAGGGCGGCGCGCUCGUGCUCGCCGACAAGGGCACCUGCCUGAUCGACGAGUUCGACAAGAUGAACGAUCAGGACCGGACCUCGAUCCACGAGGCCAUGGAGCAGCAGACCAUCUCCAUCUCCAAGGCCGGCAUCGUCACGACGCUGCAGGCGCGCUGCGGCAUCAUCGCCGCCGCCAACCCCAUCGGCGGCCGCUACAACUCGACCAUCCCCUUCUCGGCCAACGUCGAGCUGACCGAGCCCAUCCUGUCGCGCUUCGACAUCCUCUGCGUCGUCCGGGACACGGUCGAGCCCGAGGAGGACGAGCGCCUCGCCCGCUUCAUCGUGGGCUCGCACAGCCGCAGCCAUCCGAUGACGAACACGCAGGCGACAUCGGCCGGCGCCGACUCGAUGGAGGUAGAGCAGCCCGACUCCGCGCGGGCCGACGACACCCAGGCCACCGAGGCCGGCCGCAACAAGGAGGGCGAGAUCCCGCAGGAGCUGCUCCGCAAGUACAUCCUCUACGCGCGUGAGCGGUGCACGCCCAAGCUGUACCACAUGGACGAGGACAAGGUGGCGCGCCUGUUCGCCGACAUGCGCCGCGAGAGCCUGGCCACGGGUGCUUAUCCCAUCACGGUCCGCCACCUCGAAGCCAUCAUCCGCAUCAGCGAGGCCUUCUGCCGCAUGCGGCUGUCCGAGUACUGCUCCGCCCAGGACAUUGACCGCGCCAUCGCCGUCACGGUGGAGAGUUUCGUCGGCAGCCAGAAGGUGAGCUGCAAGAAGGCGCUCGCCCGGGCGUUCGCCAAGUACACGCUGGCCAGGCCCGGCGCCACGGCCGGUCCGAGGAGGGCGGGUGCCGCCGGCCGCGGCGGGAGGCAGGCUGCUGUGUCGGCUUAGAUGGGUCUGCUUUUGUCUUUUUUUGUUUUGCUUUUGUCGGUUGGUUUGUCCAGGCGUUUGUUGUUUACGGGCGUAAUGGGGACUGUUGGUUGUCCAAGACGACGCGGGUGGGCCGUGAGGAGCUGGGCAUGACGAUAGGAUGAGGGGAAGUGGCAACUAUCA